Messenger RNA from Spirometra erinaceieuropaei, 21552 nucleotides. The record is from the annotation of a GenBank genome assembly. Lineage: Eukaryota; Metazoa; Platyhelminthes; Cestoda; Diphyllobothriidea; Diphyllobothriidae.
AUGGUGAUAAAUCAAACGGGCAGUGCAACUGAUCAUCUAGGCGCUGUGCGGACGGCGUGCGCCGAAGAACGAUACGAGAAGAAAGAAUACCAAAGCCGCCAUUACGUCAGCUACCGACACGGAGACGAGACAGCCACUCAUUCGCAUGUAGUAAACCAAGCAGCUGCCAUUUACAUAAAUUACCACCUUCGAGGGUCGGUUAUUGACUGCAACUUGCCUACCAGUAGGUAUGCGGUGUUGUCAACUUGCAAAUACUGUCUCUAGCUCUCCGCCUGCCUCGUUAUCAGACUGAAUGCGAAACGUCAGACGAACAAGCCCCCCCCGCCCUCGAGCGAUCAAGACCUCCGCCUCCACGAUGCCUGUCUAGGUAAUUGAAAAGAUUGAGCCGCUCAUUUGCGGUUAGGAGUUCCUUUACGGGCUUAAUAGUGACCAAAGCCCGGUUCGUGCAUGAGAAAAAUCCCACCCAAAAUUGUCCUCUCCUUGGUAUAAGUGGGUCAUUGAUGCGUCGCAACCAAGACUUGUGGAUUGCUCAGGCCUUGAGGGGAUAAAGUUCUCAAAGUCAUUUAUUCUCUCCCUGGAAGAAUCGUUAUUUUGUGGAGUGGAGGAGGGAGUAGUGGACGGUCUAUGGGCAGACUUUCUCUGUUUACGAUAGAUGUGCUAUCUCAUGAAAUGCUAACCAACAUUCUGGAAUAUAUUUUCUAUUCGAAAAAAUUAUUUAAGUUGGAUUGUAAAAUUAGCUAUCAUGGAGCAUAAUUCUAAGAUAUUUCAGCUACAUCAGGAUGUCGUCUUUGGAAUGAGCCUCUUCUUGGCCGUCUGCAAAGAUCACACUCUGUAAAAAAAUUACUAUUUAAAUAGUGUGAAUUUGCUUCCACUGAUUUUCGAUGUCCCAUAAUUAGAAUAUGUUAUAUGGAAAACAAAUAAAAAUGUUCUUUUGUACUCAUUCGAUAGAAAAUUGCGUCCUUCUAAAGGUUUUUUACUUAAAGAGAGAGCAUCUUUCGGUUUUUAAACCCCUUUUUAAUUUCCGAAUAAUUUUUUGCCCCACCUGCAGUUACACUUGCAUUCAGGGUUUCCGAACUACGGACUGUGAGCAUUCCAUCAGAGGAAUAUCGAAUAUUUCCCAACGUUGUUAACAUGAUGUCAUAUAGGACUCAUAAACAUUUGCAGUGAAUGUGAGCCAGGUUGUAUACUUUAUAAUUAACACCAAUAAAAGUGUGGAUGCGAUGGUGUAUGAAUAGAAAUUUGAUGACCUUAAAAAAUCCCAUAAAUAUACACUUUUUUUAAAACAACAAACAUUCUCCCUUCGAAGAGGAAAUUUGGGAACACGCGAUUUGCUAAAAAUGAGUAUAGAAAGAAUAUUUUUUGAAAAUUUUCUAUAUACUAUACUUGAAUUUGUAAAGGAAUCGAAAAGCAACGGGAAAAAUUCAUACCACCUAAGUAGCCUUUUUACAGAAUGCAGUCCUUGCAAACGACUGAAAAGAAGCUCUUUCGAAGGUCAACCUCCUGGUGCAAAUGAAAUAUAUUAGGAUUAAACUACACGAUAAUUAAUAUUACAAUGCUACCUAAGUAGCCCUUUCGAAACUAAAACACCUAUCUCCGCACGCAGUUAUGUCCCACCCGUAAAACCCCUAUAACCACCAUUCCCGUAUUACGCGGACCUGGGGUUAGUGGUCGUCAGGUAGGAUUACACCACCUGCCGUUUCCGUUUCAUCUUUUCGGUGACUUGACUCUAUCCUCUUUUCCUGUCCCUAAUUCUUCCUUAGGGCCGAAUCCCUUAACUACACCCCUCAGUCUUUAAUUUAACCAUCAUCACAGGCUUCUAGUAUUCCUCAUUCUUCUAACGUUUGUGCCAUUUUUCAUGGCUUACUAGAAAAAAAUUGCAUUCUCAAGCUAAGACGCAUCUCCUUCUAAGCUGCCUUCUUCUGCCAGUGUCUCCCGGUUGGUACCAUUGUACGGACACAUUUCACUGCAGCCUGAUACUCCACUAGUUGAAUUCUCGACCUAGUUGCCGCAAAGUCAGUUUAUCAAAUCUGGUUUUGUAUCCGUCAUAUCUCCUGUCGUACAACAGUGCUUAGAAAACCAGCCACCCCGUCCGUGGAACAAUUGCUACCGCGUGAUGAAAUAAAAAUACGGAAGCCGGAAUUACACGUCACGAUAACACUCACAGGCUUUUAUAUCAUUCAUUUACUUUGUAAGUGGAUGUUUGGAUUUUCUGCCAAGACUACUGAAAAUAAUGCCCGAGAAAUGACCCCAGCUCUCAAGUUGUGGCUCAUUCGACGAGAUCCGGCCACACGUUCAAAUUCAACAAGACCGAAAUUCUCGCCAGAAAUGACAACCGCGUGAGGCGGGGGCUACUUGAAUCAUGGUUUACUGGCCCCCAGCCCAUUAACAAGUGCAACGACUUUCUUCUUCCACACUCGAUGCUGAGACUUCGCUUAGGCGGAGUAAUUAGCAACGCGGGGAGCGCAGGGGUGAACACGCUUCCCAACACCAGGGUCUUUGCGUCAGAUGGUCGAGCAAUCAUCACACCAACAUCCAACGCACGUGACGAAGUUGCAGCAAUUAACGACGCGAAUGUCGGCCAUCAAACAAUUAGCACACCAAGUGUAACGAUCCCGGAUGAAGGGGGGGGGGGGGGAGCCGCGAAUGUUCAUAGGUCUGCGGUAGCAUGGCGACUGCAUCCUAUAAAUACUGCAGUCCCUUGUGCAUGAAUCACCCGUAUCUGCUGUUGUCUCUGAUGAUGAGUUUGAGCAGAAAUCCGAAACGUCAGGCUAAUAAAUCUCUUUUCUCAGCGAUCGUGUCUCCUUCUUCAUAUCAACACAUAUCACCCCAUCAACACAUGCAUCCCUUAUUAACACCUGCGACAUUCCACAUCACCGGCACCUCUCAAGUAAGUCUGAAGUGUGCUCUUCGGGUCCUUUCUCCAUGCGGCUCCUCUGCUGUCUGUGCGAUCCGGAAUUUUUCUCUCUGCAUGUGAAACCCUGGUGAGUGCGCAUAUGGGGUCAGGUCGCGUGUGUAGCACGCGCAGACGGGCCCUUCAGCUCUGUCAACCACUGCGCCAAUUUCCAGCAUCAGACAUCUGACCAGAUUGGACAGUGGACGGCGCCUGAGAGUGAAAGGAGAGAGUAAGAUCGGUGGUCUCAAUGUGCAUUCACCCCUUUAAACUAUCCGGGACGCACGAGAAUGUUGAUAUGCACUAAAAGCUAUGGCUUAAGAGGCGAUUGCCAACUGACGCGACAAACUGGACCUUACAGUUAGCUCAUUAUGUUUGUGCGGAGUAACCGACUGGUGAACUGAAAGUCAGGCUGCAAUGACUCCUUCUUAAUGUGACCUCUAUGGCACCCCAACUCAGUGGGAUCAGAGCAGUUCCUCUCGUUUUUUGAUCUGUAAAAAUGUAAAUCAUCGGAUUUUAUGGUACGCCUGGGUGCGGAUUUUCACCUGCGUCCUUCACCCGCCUCCGGUUUCUUUGACUUUGUCUAGGAACUGGGUCCGGGUGGGGAAGGAGGAGAGGAUGCCGUGGACGCAACGCAAGUCUAAUAUCCUUUUUAGAUGGAAUCACGCACAAGUCCUGUCCCUGCGCCAACCCUGCUGUGGAGCACAUGGUAGGCAUUGUCGGUCACGACGGUUCAUCUGUAGUGUUGCUGAGUCGGGUGAAAAGGCGAACUCGGGGAAGCAGUUGAGCAGAAUGGGAUGCGGUCGUUGAAAUCAGACUUUUGUUUGCUUGGCUUUCCUGUCUUUCAUUCGAACACACCUGCAGAGACAGCAUUGCUCUUAAAUAAGUGCUGAUGACAUAUUAAAAAGUUUUUCCCUACCAAGAUGCUCAUUAUAGGAACUGGGAAAUGCGUAAAUAACGGCAAGGCUCUGAUCAUCGUUAAUUCAGCCAGGCCAUUCAUGAGUUAAAGAGAAAAGAAGGGGGAUAAAAGUGGGCUGUGCCAAGAAGAAUCAAGCAAUUUAAAACGCCACGAAGUGCAAGAUACACUUCCAACCCUUUAUUUUGCGCAAGAAAUUAAGAAAGCGGGUGCUACUUGACUCGAGGGAGUGGUCUGUAAAGAGCAUGUUAGUAUCCGUAAAGUAUGCCCUAAAAAGAAUGACUUCCUCAAUGCACUGCCCUAUUUACUGGCUCUACAAACGACGAAGACGCCUGGCUGAAUGGCACUGGGCGAACUACUCUUUAUGGUACAUCUGAAUUAAAUGAAUUGUGCGAAUUUUGAGGUUUAUUAAAUGUCGUAAAAUGUGCGAAUAGUUUUGUUCAGUUCAUAGUAACGACGAAUUUCCCAAUCCCGACUACUUUCCCUUUUGCUUAUUUUAUUAAGCUUGAUUUACAUGAAUAUGUUAAAUGUUAUAAUAUAGAUAUUUUUGACACUGCACUAGUUUUUACCAGUUAUCUCCAUUAUUUUGGUACGUUACCUGAUAAUUUCUAACUCGACUGACACAUCAAACAAACCCCGAAUUUAAACAAUAACUAAUCUUAUUGAACACAGGUUUUCACUGGACCCGCUUAGAGCAGAUUGCUAACAUUAAGUGGAGUUUGGUUCACCCUGCCGCAAGCAUCUAAAAAUGAAUAGGGUAGCCUCCAGUAGUACAGUGAGUGAUUUUGUCGACUAUAUGCAGUAAGUAGAUGCUCCGAACGGGUGGAACCGAUAUAAACAGCACAUCUUUGAGUCAGCGGGCGGUACCUAAUGCCAGAGCAGGUCACAGAAAAACAAACGGUGUAGCCUGUCCAGAGUGUUGUACAUAAAGAACCUUGGUUCAGAGUAUCUUUAGAAACCACCUGGUUCUCGCGAGAAUGUGGCAGGUAGUCUGUAGACUAAGGAAAAUCUGGGAAUCGAUAAACACUUAAGCAUGACCUCCAAUCUCACGAAUUUCCCAUUUGCUUUGUUUUCUGCUUAUAUAACCGCAGAUAAAUAUAUCGGAGGCCUAACCUGAGCAACCUAAAAGUCUCAGGGAGGUGUGAUUUAUAUACGUUGGCACUUGGACCUCGCUUCGACUUACUGGGGUCUGGGUCGCUACUUCCUCAAGGGUGAGGAAAGGGUGGCCGAGGUGCGCCUAACUACGAUGAUGGGGGGGGGGGUUAAUCAGUGAGGACUUAACCAUAAGUUCAUCCCGCCUAGAAGCCGAGAAGCCACUAAACCGAACUGCCACUUUAUAGGUGUACCUACCUUCCUCCGACCAUGGAUGAGAAAGUAUAGUAAACGCUAUUUCUACAAGGCUGUGAAGCAUACAGGCACACAGGUUUGGUGCGAACUUUGGCAGUAGACACCAUAUCUAACUGUCCGAAAUGUCGACCGGUCAAACACUUCCUUCAGGCAUUCCCCUCUCUCUACCUCAGGGUCUUGUUAAUUAGAAUACGAUAAAUUCUGCAGUAACCCUAUAGACGGUCGGGGCUUAGGCCUAGUUUUUAAGUGGAAGCCCUAAUUACGAAGACACUUCUAAUCCGGGCCUUGUGCUUCAUUUAAAUUUGUUUAGUAAAAAGCAAGCUUCCAUAGAAAUGAGUAAACUGCUGCAAAAUUAAAUUGGUUUCCCUGCCCUUAAUUUACGUAUAAUGACAUUUUUUUCAAUGAGUCAACAGAGUUCUCGUGAGCUGCCUGUUUCACACACACACACACACAAACGAAAGCUAGCUUUUAAAGUUAUCUAACAAACCAAAACUGAGAAAACGUUUUUGGAGACGCAGUUAUAACCGGCAAUCGGAGGAAUUAUGUGGUACUUUUCACUAGGUAAGAAACUGACAAUAAAUGCACUGAUAAAUGUAAAACUACUGAAGUACGCCCUCUACGGCGGGCUGCGUUGUCCUAGUUCUUAUUUACGUGCAGCAUGGCCACACAUUAAGCCUUGAUUCCGCACUCCGGACUCAAUGGUCACAACUUGACUUACCUGCCUGGCACAUUGAUCGUAAUUACCGACGAGGCCCACCGUGUGCUCCACAGCAAGAUAAGAGCAGGACGGUGACUUUUGCGUGAUUUAGUUUGUAAUGAGUGUAGACUUGAAUAGCAUCUAUCGCACUUUCCCUCAUCCCCAAACUGGACCCGGUGUCAAGACAGAGUCAAGAAAGCCGGAGGCGGAGGAGGGCGCAGGUAGAUGGCACGGUUGAGCCUGCACACUGGCGCUCCACUUCACAUCCCUUAGUCCACACAGCAAAUGACCAGGAUUUUAACCAACAGCAAAAGGGCGACUGGCAAGGCCGGAGAAGCACCUAGGCGUGCUACCACACCUGGCUCGGAUCCUACAAUCGAUGCAUAACAGCCCAGAACAAAUUCCAAGUAGCUGAGUUUAAAAUGAGUGUCACGAUCCUGUAAUCGGAUAAGGGCGGCACGAAUGGGGGCUAGCCAGUGCGCGUGGGCGUAAAGUCGUUCUUAAUGCAAGUCAUCUCCAAACCUAAAUGAUAUGUCAUGUCAUUUUCUGCGGGAUUCAUAAAUUUAGAGUCCUUGAAGAUUAUGUACUUUUAGGGGCCUUGACAAUUCAAAGUCCAUUUAGGGGAAUAUUUAAAAGAGCCGCCGACUAAGAGUUGAUUAUUUGGUAUUUUUCACAUGCUGAGUUUAUCAUGGUUGGGUUUUAUGUAGGCCUCCGUCAUUUGAGAUCCUGCCUAUUAGAGGACACUCUAAUGGGCCAUAUUUUUGAACAUGAGACAGAAAUAAAGCUGGAUUUGGAUAGAAUAUUUGACGGUAUAUGGGCAUGAUGGAAAGUGUCCCUCCCAACCUGCGAAAAGAUUAUGAUAGUUCGACCGUCGUUGCCCGGUGUCCAGACGGAGUCAAAAAACCAAAGAGGGAGGUCGCAGGUGGAUGUGUUGGACGCGUCCGCACCUUGGCGCUCCACUCCGUACCCCUGGUCCACACAAAAAUGACCAGAGAUUUUGAUCGCCAAAACAAUGGAGGGCGUGGCAGUGGUCCCAGUUUAUGCGUCGACUGCUGACAACAGGGUCUUCCCGCGCACCCCCUCGAUGUUUGCAUUUGUUAUUGCGCAAAGAUAACGCCUGCCAUAAUCUGAUGUGGCUCUCUUGUUGGUCCAGCGCAUCUGAAAGGCGGCCCGUUUGGAGGCGCACACACACACACAGACACACACAACUGGGCUUCAGAGAAGACUUCGGAGUGUCCUUAUAGCGAUUGACUUGGCCUCCUUGUUGGCGUGAACCCGUGGCGACAUCUCCAUAGAAGAUUCGUUUGGGCAACCGCUCGUCGUCAUCCGCACGAGGUGGCCACUCCAACACAGUUGCAGUUGUCUCAGCAUGGCACAGAUGCUGAGGAUUCCCGUCCUCUCCACUAAAUCCUUGUCCAGGAUCUGGUCCUACCACCUCAGCUUCGGCAUCCGCCAAAGUCAAAUGAGGUUGAAAUGAUUGAGUCUUCGCACCUGCCUCCUGUACACCGUCCAGGUCUCCGCCCCAUAUAGCAGCGUUGGCAGGAUGACCGCCUCGUACAUCUUCAGGUUGGUGUUGGGAUGGAGACGGUGGCGAUUCUCGACGGAACUUUGCAGACGGCCGAAGGUUUGAUUGACUGUUGAAAUCCGGCGGGCCACUUCGUCGUCGAUCUUGAUGGCUCAGCAGAGGGCGCUGCCCAGACAUGUGAAGUUGUCCAAGACUUGCAGUUGGACGCCGUUCGCGUUGAUUUGGUGCGCGGUUUAGGCAGCGUCGGGUGGCGGCUGAUGCAUAAACACCGUUCUCUCCGUGUUGAUGACCAGGCCUAAAGUGUCGCGGACAGAGGCGAAGAGAUCUGUACUCCUCUACAUGUCCCCACCCGAGGCGGGGUUGAGGGCACAGUCGUUGUAGGGAGACGUUAAUGAACGGUAGUGUGGAUACACGCUACUUGAAGUGCAUUCUCCGCUGAUUAAGGAGGUAGCCGUCCGUCCUGUAGGCGACGCGGAUCUCGGUGCGUUCGUCAUAGUAGGUGUCUAUCAGCGUGACAGAGAACAUAAGACUGAAGAGGGUAGGCGCGAGCACGCAGCGCUGCUUCACCCCGUUGGUCACUGUGAAUGCCUCUGAGGCAGCUCCCUUGUCCGUGACUCGCGCCGUCAUGCCAUCGUGGAGUUGACGCACCAUCUAAGUGGAUCGUUCCGCACAGCCGGAUUUCUGCAUGAUUUUUUACAGUCCUCCACGAUUCACCGUGUCGCUCACAUCACGUGGACCCAUAACUGGAAACCCUACAGCCCUUGAGAGAUGUCAGCAACACCCGCUAUUCCCCGCCGCUCACCGAUGCAAGUACUAACCAGUCCCAAUGUAGCUUAACUUCGAUGAUCGGACGAGAAGCGGUGCUUUCUACGUGGUAUGGUCACUGACCCUACCUGCCGAAACACACACACACACACACAUCCCUAGGUCACAUACGAGCUCCCUCCGCACCACGCACCACAGCCCGUGACAAUUAAACUUCUCUACGACAGCAAGCAGGCGACCUGCUUCGUCGUCGCCCUUAUAACCUUCGCAACGUCGCAUAUCAGAACAUGUACAUCUCACGUCAGUGGAAAAAUAUUCUUUGAUUUAUCCCAGAAAAUUAAGUGAGUAAGUCGUGUGCGGCACUCGUAAGCAGACUGCCUAACCCUGCCAACAUCUGCGUCCAAUUUAAUCGUCAGCUUGUCGACAGGCCCGGACAGUUGACUGGUGCAUGGAAGGGAGAAAAGACUAUGAAUUCGGCGCACAGAAGAAUCCAUCCCCAUGGCAAAUCCGCGCAUUCCUCACUAUAAUAAAGCAAACGAACGUUGAGACUAUCAUGAUGGGCUAGAAGUCGAGUCUUGGAAGGCCGCCAACUGACGGGACAACUCGGUCCUCGUAGUCAGUAUUGUGUGGUUAGGGACUGACUGGCUCGAAGACGGAGAUUCAGACACAAUGCCCCCCCCCCUUAAUGUGACCUUUGCGGUACUCUCAGGAAGAUAAGAUUUGAGCCGUCCAAAUGAAAGCUUUGACCAUGCUGUGGGGACCAGUUCUUGCAUUUCAAGCGCGGACGGACGAUACCUUUGUCGUCGUCGUCGUCGUCGUCGAAAGGGAUGUGGUGCUGACGUGCAAAAAACGUCUCAACAGCGUCUUCCCGGGCAUGCAAUUUACGAUGGAGGAGGAAGAAAAUAACCAGCUGGCGUUCCUUGAUGUCCUCGUCUGUUGCAAAUAUUGUGGUGGUUUGAAGACAAAAGUGUUCAGGAAAGCGAUUAACACGACGCAAAUACUGAACUUCAACAGCAACCACCCAGUCAGGUACAAAUGCAGUUGCGUGAGAACGCUAUAUCGGCGUGUUGAGACGCGCUGCAGUGGACCGGAAGACAAGGCUGCCGAAGUUCAAUAUCUUCGAGGGGUUUUCAGAGAAAAUGGUUACCCACGCAAAAUCGUCAACCGGUGCAUGCGCGAACGAGACGAGCGACAAAGUCGUACCGACCCCAAAUUCUGGCGAGUGAUCCCGUACAUCAGGAACUUCUCCGAGACCGCCAGUCGCCUUCUCGGUCCACUCGGGGUUGGAGUUGUACACAGACCGGAGGCCACCAUAAGGCGUCAGGUGAUGAGACCAAAAGACCCACUGCCACGGCAAGAAACAUCUGGAGUCGUUUAACAGAUCUGGUGCAGAUGCGGACAAAGAAACUACGUCUGAGGAACCGGAAGACAGCUCGGAACGCGAAUGGCCGAGCACGAUGCAGCGGUGCGGAGAAAUGACACCAGCUCUCAAGUUUAGGCUCAUUCAACGAGAUCCGGCCACAAAUUUAAGUUUGAUGGGGCCGAAAUUCUCGCGAAAGGAGAUGAUCGCGUGAGUCGCGAGUUGCUUGAGUCGUGGUUCACGGGACCUCGGUCGAUCAACAAGUGCAACGACAUCCCCACUGCAUAUUCCGUGCUGAGGCAUAGGCUGGCCAAAGUAACUGACCACUCAGGGAGCGCGCAGGAUGGUGAGCCAGAUGGCCGAGCCAUCAAGCAGCCCACCAGCGUGCAAGAAUUCUUGGUGAAGGGGAGAGCGGUUAAUUACCAUAGGUAUGCGAUUUCAUAGCGGCCGCAUCCCACAAAUGCUGCAACUUCCUGUGCACGAAGCACCCGUUUCUGUCACUGCCUCUGAUGACAGGCUCAAGGGAGAAUCCGAAACUUCAGGCGAAUAAAGCCCUUGUUCCAGCGACCGCUUCAUCUUAUCAACUUGUUCCUAGAACUCCCAUCUUUGUCUGUAUCGGACUGCCUAUCUUUGUCAGCCAUCACCGCACUCCGGUUGACUUGGCGUUGUCUUGCCAUCAAAGCCGGGUGGGGGAGAGAAAGGAGAGAGUGCGGUGAAUGCUGCACAAGUUCGUCCAACUAUAAAGAAUUUAAGCAAAAGUCUCCGGCUCUGUGCCAAAUCUGUUCGUGGAUGUCGUCGUUCAUGGCGGUCGAACUGUUUUAAGUCACUUGUACCGGAUAGCGAAGAUGCUGGUCUAGCCAACUCCAAAGUUUCCAGAAUCAUAGCCCAACGCUAUCUGUCUGAUGCUGCAUAUAAUGUAUUUAUUUGUGUUUGCAUGAUAUAUUCUUCCAGAAAAAAUUUGUAAGAAGGAUUUAAAUAGAUCGCAAAUUUACGAGGUGGGAGGUAACAUUCGAAAUAAUGUUACACAUAAAAAUAUAAAGAAAUUGGAGUAUUGCUUGCAACCAAGUUCGAAACGAUCGGAGAUCGCCAGUGGUCACUGGAAAAAACACAUCGGUCGCCACUUUGCCUAACUACAUGAAUUCUGCUCGCCCAAGGCCGAAAUGACACCUCAUUUCAGGUCUCCUUUAACAGACAAUUUUCAAUAAAAUAGUUUCGCAAAACAAAUCUGGCUGCGACUUCAAAAUCAUCCAUGCUUGGUCUUAUCCCUCAGUUUUCAUCUUAUCUUGCGUUAGCCUACUAUAGGUCAGACUUUUGGAGACUUACCACUUGAACCGGCUGUAUUCGCUCUUAUCCAGUCGUCAUCCAAAUUUCUCCAAGCCGACUGCCCAGGGUAAAAUACAUGUUUAGACAAAUAUGCAAUUUUUGUUUUCUUGAUGUGUUCCUGUGCAACUCGUGGUCAAAAGUACCCCCCCCCCUGAUUUUGUUGCAUCUUCUUCGUACUGUCUUGAAAAAGCAACAUAUCCUCCCCUCGGGUUCAGAUUUCCUCGGCUGCAAAAUUGUCGAAGACACUUGGAUGCGGAUCGAAUUUUUCAAAUUCUUGCAAUUCGUAGCACUGGCAACCUUCACUUCCAAAAUGAAGCUUUUCUGACUGCCAUCACUAAAAAACGCAGUUGACCACGAAAAAUCUGUGCUUACCGGCAGAAGAUCCGUAGUUAUUAAUCCCUAGCUAUCCUGUAAGUUUAGGUUUGAGAAACUCCUAAUGGUAACACUGUAGUUUCACAGAGUGGAGCCUGAAGAUGGGGAAUCGACGCCUCUAAUCGCAUUACAAGCUCCCAGGUUAGUGCUGAUAGUGACUGUGAUUGUGGAAACUUGUGGAUAUUUAUCCAGUACGCCAGAUAACGGAGAAGCAAUUUCACAAAUUGGGCUCUCUGUUCCGUUGGAAACGGGAGGCUCGUCGUUUCUUCUGCAAAGUCCACGGGCGACAGACACAAAGGAGUUCACAUCUGGGUUCUUUAUUUUUUGAGUAAACUAGGACUGCUUUUUAUUUAACUUCUUUAAAUCUGAUCAACUUAGAUCAUUGUUUGAAGGGAAUAACUUUAAAUAAGUUGCUUGUUCCACAUGUACAAUCAACUUCAGUAGCUACGAGUUCAAAAAUCAGACAUACCUUCGAUCUUUAAUUAAUACUUACUUAAAAUUUACCAACUCUGUGUUAACACUUGAAGCAGAUGGAACAUAUAAAGGAUUGGUGCUGUUUUCCGAAGUUAUUUGAAUUUGGUUUGUUUUCAAGGUCCUUCAAACAUACUAGGUUUCAUUUUGCGGCUGGUGCUCCAGCGACUCCCAAAAUCCGUUAGCGGAAGGUCAACUAUCAGGCCAGUAGUUUCUAUUCUAGAAAAGUCAUUUCAUCAGCCGAAUUGAAGUUCGAAAUGGGAGCAGACUCUUAUAUUCGGUAUCGCAUUCAGUUUCAUUACGAGGCCCAGCUUUAACGUCAUUCUCAUAAAAGUUGUAAUUAACCUACCAACCGUAAAUGUACGGUGCAUGCAUUGCGCUGAUAUAGCUCACCUACCGAAACUUUGCAAGUAGGUUUUUUUAACUUCUAUAAUAUUUCGGAAUAGUCUGUACUGCCCAAGGACGGGGAACAAUUUUACGACUGACCAUUGAUAUCUGAAAACUCUGCGUGCGUAGUCGGUUGCAACAUGAAACAUUUGUGCUUUCCAGCAAACGUCAGACCACGGGGCCUGUAGGACACGCUAUUAAGACGGAGGUAAUAACUACCUGCCACUGUCCAGCUGUAGCCGAAGGACUAAUUUCGUGCAUUUGGCCACCACCUAAGCUACCGUGACGAGCUAAAUGCGCAGUAUUCAGAUUAUAGUCAAGGAGUGGGGAUUGUUCCCACUCAGUCUUCAGUGGCGCCUUGAAAUGAACUUGUGUGGUGGCUGACAGAACACAUUCCCGACCUACGCAUACCGUGACAUAGCUGGUUCCAGGUUAAUACUUCCUUUCAGAGAAGACGAGUCGGAUUUUAAGGCUGGCGCCCCACUAUGCUUAUUAUUCAUGGUCGAUCCUAUUGCAAAAGUGAAGUCAGAGUCUUCUACGGCUCCAUACUUAAGGUAUAGGUAUUAAAUUUAUGUCCUGUUAAGAGUGACAACAACGGGUUUUGCAAAUCGCAUGACAGGUAGGUAGAAUUAAGAGGACAAAUCUUACUGUGUCAAGGGGCGCGCAGGCCGGUUUGGAAGGAGUCAGAAACGCCCGUCUUGAUCAAACAGGGCUCGUCGUACUCAGACCGAAGACAAAGUACGUAGUCAGCCGGCCGGGGACGCGAAUUCUUAUCGGCCUUGACUGGCAGCGCGCACCACCGCGUCGAAAUGUGCUCAUGCACAAGCAAAGGAUACACACGCUAAACCGCCACUGCGCGACAGAUAGGGGAUGCGAUACACGUGCGAAAGAACUGCAAAAAUGAAGUACGCCAGAUCGGAGAGAGAGAGAGGAUGGAGCAGGAAUGGUCUGGACACCGAGGGCACUGGUGAAAGUGCUAGCUUAUAUGAGUUUCGGUGCUUAACCCCUGAUUUUGAGGCUUCUACUUUUUCACACCACAUGCUAGCUACCUCGUUUUGCGCUUACGAAUCAAGAAAUUACAACUUGUAGAGAGUUGCAUACGAUUUUUUCAGUCGUUUAUUCACCUCCUCAGUUAUGGGAGUUUGUAAUUUCCUCUUGGUACAACAAUCAAGCGCAAAAUAUAAGCUGAAAUGGCCUAAAUGAUUGGAUGGACCGUCAUAUAUUUUUUUUCAGAAUUAAUUCCAUGUCUUACUCGGAUUAUUUUCGCUAACAGUGUCAGGCUAGAACACUUUGUACCGCUGUGGUGGCCCAAUAUUAUGAAGCUGCGAGCCAUUCUGUAGCUGCACGGUCGUACCCACUUGGUGUCUUUUCGACACGCGUCAUUCCCUGCUCGCGUGUACCGCAUAACCAAAUACGCUCAAGGCCAUGAACCGCAAGCAAGCACGGAAAUCGGCAACUGGCCGGUCGGUCUGACCAUGAGGGGAGUGUGUGCAACGCAGAUCACAAACACACGUACGACAGCUCGACCGUCGUUUGCAACGAUGUUCAGCGUGCGCUCCACAGCAGAGUGGUAGCAGGAACGGUGACUUGGGCGUGAGUUAGUUUAUACGCAUAGCAGACUUACGGUGCAUCCACCGCAGUCCCUCCUUCUCAGUCUCCAGGGCCAAGUAUCAGGGCAGAGUCCAGGGGGAUCGGAGGCACAAUCGGGUUAGUGCGGCGUAAACCUGCGCCCAGGCUUGCAGCCACACUCCCACGUGGGACAUUCGUUAUUGGUGCGUUACCCAGUAACGAGUGUCGUACCCUGAUCUGGUCCCCGUGUUGGUCCAGCACAACUCCCACUGGGCCCGUUGUAUGGAACAAAGUGAAAGUAUGUGGUGAGGUACCGGACUAAUUUACCUUUGACAAUUUAGUUCUGUUUUCUUUGCCCGGAUUGGUUGUUUGAAUGUGACGAAAAACAACACACCUGUUCAACCCGCCUUGCCGGCCUGCUUUGCUGUCGCGCUAUGUUGUCAGAUUACUUAACAUUCAGAAUCUCUAUAUUUUUCACUGUCCAGUUUUACUUGCUGCUUUUAGGGCUAGGGGCUCGUGAGAUAUAACUCGUUAGUUCGUGAAAACAUCACCAUUUACGUCAAGUACACACACAUGCACUUGAAAUGACUCUCAGCCGACAGCCACUCGUGAAUUCCGACUCCUGCCUGUGCUUGCUACUCAGUGCUUUUACACUCUCGCACAGCAAAAGCCGCCCAAUCAGAACUGUCCCCCUGAUUUCUGAUUUGGAAUAGAAUCCUAGACUGCAACCGAUAUCCUCGAGAGAAACGCGAACGUGGACAGUCUUCCACUUCCGCAGGAUCGUCUGGACAUAUUUUAUGCGCCUUUUGAUUCGAAUAGUACAUUAAAGUUGCAGUGUGUUUCAGUCUUCCCUCCGUAAACAAAGCCUGACUAGCCCUCGAAUCCGGUCAAAUAACAGGUCGAUGUGGACAUGACCGAUAUCAAACACGCAUUUUCUUUAAAGGCACAACAACCAUGGUUAUUUUCUAAUUAAAGUGUGCCUCGCAUUCAUCACUUUUUAACACGACUUCGAAGCAUAUUGUCAUGUUGUAGAGGCCUAAAUACUGCGUGCACGGCAAUUUUUACUAUCAGAGACAAGUUGCGUUUAGCAGUAGAUGAGAGGAGCGGUAGGCUAACGGUGCUUGGCCAAAGAAGGCGCUUACAUGCCUACCCAUCAGGUGUUUGUGAGGCGGUGGUUCCAAUGUGCCCACGAGGGCAAAACAUAAUCAUCAUCAUCAUCAUCAGCAGCAGCAGCAGCGGCGGCGGCAACAGCAGCAUCAUUAGCAUCAGCAGUAUCAUCGACUGGUCGGCCAGCUGGCGUGUGGGCGCAUGUGAUGGGCUUACCACGCUAGUGAAUGCAUGUAGCACUUGCCUAAAACACUGAUCGAAUGGGGUCUGGCGUGCGAUGCCAUGAGCGCCUGACGUAGGCAACGGUCUGAGAAGGACAAAUGGAGCGCCUACCGUUCCGCGUAAUGACAAACCGCACUAUAGAAUCUAGAUUAAGCUGAGCAUGAUAUCUACAGGGGAAGUCUACAUGUGAGGUCAUACGCAUGCAGAGAACACAGAAUCCUUAUAGAAGCUACCUUGACGUGCUUUCUUCCGUGUUUUUGCGCCCUCCAACUCCUCGAUUUUGCGGGGUGCAGAUAACAGAAGAUCAAAGUAUCCAUUGUAGAACCUCCCUUGUUGAAUAAGUGAAAGAAAACCGGGGGAAUUUUUGGCUGCCGAGCAUCUUCUCAUUGUCGAAAUAUGCUGAUGCUGCGGGUCCAGCCCUUGUUGGUGACAUUACUGCCGAAGUAGGUUUUGUAGGAAUUUUCUUUUCACCAUGUCUCCCUUACUGCGUGUCACGGACCUUCAUUUUGAUUAAAAUCUAUCCUGCCAUCUGGGAUCUUCAGUCACGAUCAAAUCGCAAAAUAAGGCAAAGGCUUCAUAGCACGCUGGAAUUUUGUGCAAAUGCUUGUGAUGUUACUGUCGCAUUAAGGUAAUUACCAGUAAAUACCGCCUAAUUGCAGCCGUUAUUAAAAUUAAACAAGAUAUCUUGGUUCCGUCCAGAAAGACUUUCGUUAUAAUUAAAGUCCGGACUAGUGAAUGAGUCUCAGUGGUUAGUGCACGGGAGUUCUGUUAUAUCACCUGUAUUUUUCACUCUCAGCUGGAAAUAGAACCGAUUAUAAAAAAAUCAGUUCGCCGCCGCUGCUGGCUUUCGGGAUUAUUGACAAAAAUUUACCGUCCUCCGAGCACUACUGAGGGAAGACUUCGAAUCCACUCAUAGAAGUCCUUCCUAUUAGAAGUUGUCGCCAAAACCUCGUCGAAAAAUCGUCCACGUUCUGUCGUGUCGACACAGUAUACAUUGGCUCAGAUGUUCACUCAGUCAUUCGACAGCUGCAGAGCGCAGCCAACGGCUCAAUCCCCUUUUCCCUUGUCAGUUAACAUGUCUUCGAGUUAACUUCGCAAUACGUGGGAAGCCGUUGACUUAUACAAACAUCCUCUUCUAUCCUACCCAUACCACCUGCCACCUCUAUUGGAAUCCUGAAAAACUCUGUAUGUACACUCGUAAGGCAGGCCUCCUUUAUCAGGUAAGUAGUUGACUUACGAUUAAUAUUACAAAGAAUAGGAGCUAUCGGUCUCACUUUCUUCACUCUUUCGAGACCAACGGGGUUUCACACAUCGUUCCUUUGUUAUUUUGCGACAGUAGCACACUGCAUCACAGACUCGUUACACACCGCCGGCAACUAUCGGCGGUUGUCAGGCAAAUCUUUCUCUACCCGUUUGUUAUCUAAUUAUCUGCCUUUUGAGUUCGGUAUGAUCUUUCAUACCACUGGCAUCACUUCGUAUCCAGUGCAACUGAACAAAGCUGCCUUACUACUUCGAGUGAGAAGAAGGAGCUGUCCCGACGUUUCGAAUUCUUCCUCGAAGCCAUCAUCGGGGGCGGCUACAGAUUUAAGUGAAGUACACAGAAGAGGCGUAGUAUUUACAGGAUGAAGUUGCCAUGCUCUCACAUGGCUACCAUAUUUAGCAGCUCCUGCAUUCCUCAAAGAAGGCCGCAUUUGGUGCGACGAUUACUGCAUUGCCUGCAGUCGAUUCGUUAACUCUCGAGCCCUGGCGUGACAAUCAAGUAUGUGCAAAUCAUUCAUCCCACAUGUGUCUGCCAUCCUUAUCUGUAGCAGUCACUGAAGGCGGGUUCGAGAGAAAAUCGGAAACGUCGGACUGAUAAGAUUCCUGCUCUAGUGCUUACAUUUCCCUCCUCUGAGCUUCUUCCUGGAAAUCACGUUUCCGUUCCUAUCGACGGUCCAGACCCCCUCACAACACUUCGCCCAACGUCUACACAAACCCCUAGGUUACACGCGCACACACCCCACGCCCCUACGCAACACGUACCACUCCAUGCCUGCAGCAUACACGUAACCCAAUUUGGCAGCAGAAACGUCGCGUGCAGGAAUGUGCGCACCUAACCUAUGUGGAAAGCAAGUCAUUCGGCGUAGCCUUGUGUGCGAAGUGGUGACCAGGCCAUGUAUGGCACGAGUGGACGUGCUGUUUAGUCCUGUCAGCUACUGCCUUUUAGACCUCGGCACCGGUUGUUGAAAGACUUGGACAAUCGAGUGGUGCAUGGAAGAGGAGGGAGAUGGGGGUGGUGGCAACACUGGGGACUCCAUCCCCCCACGGCACCUCAAUGCUUUUGGACCUACAAAAGAUGUGCUAACUCGUGAAAUGUUAAAUGAAAUUGUGAAAUGCAUUUUCGACGCGAAAAGACUACUUCUUUUUCGGCCGCCUGCAACAACUGCGCUCCGUAAAAAUGACUACUUAAGUAGCAUAAUUUUUUCGUUGAUUUUCGGUGCCCUUAUAAAUUUAAAUAUAUUUCAGCAACAAAAUAUGUAUGAAAUGCCGAUUAUUUUAAUCAUUUGAAAGAAAAGUACGUCUUAUUCAAAUUUCACGCUUAAAGGAAAGGUAUAGUUCGGUUUUAAAAAGUUUCCGAUUAUGAGGUGUUUUAAGACCCCGAAAUGCCCGUCCACAAAACAUUGUGUCUCUGCAUUUACUUAUGUUACUCGUAAAGCUUACGAUAUGACUAAAAUCUACUGCUGGCUUUCAUAAACCCCGUACGUCUUUUCUAGAUACCGUAGAGAAAUUUGUGAUUUUCCGUACACGACGAAUACAAAGCUAGUAGUUUCGAAAGCCUGAAUGCACGUUAAACCGCAGGUUGGGUUCAAAAUUAUACAGGAAUUAUAAAAUUUUUAAACUCCAACUCUACUUCUCCUUCGGGCGUAUAAUUCAAAGGUGUGAUUUUCUACUGAAUGAAUAAAAGAAUAAAUAUCUUCAUACGUGUUUCCUAUGAAAUAAAUUUAAAUGUAUAAGGGCAUCGAAAACCGAUGAGAAAAAUUCCCACCACUUAAGUAGUCACUUAUUACAGAGUGUGGUUUUUUGCAGGCGGUCGAAAAGAAUUUCAGUCAAAAGCCGGUAUCUUAAUCUAACUGAAUUAUCACGGGGUUUUUGCCGCGCGGUAAUUAAAUAUUACGGCCCUACUUCGGAAAUCUUUUCGAGUCAAAACGCAUUUUAAAAUUCCGGUUAACAUUUCAUGAGUUAGUUCAUCUACUGUACCACGACGCACCAAGAUUCGUGGCUUGUGAGGUUGCCAACUGAGGGGACAACUUAAUCCAUCUCAAAACCAAGGGCAAAAUUUGCAGUCGUUCAUUCCUAAUAUGGCCUUUUGGGCAUAUUCACUCAUUUUGGGAUCUGGAGAGUCCUAACAGUAGCCUAGUAUAUGUAGGGGCACGCCUGCUUACAUUUCUAACGAUUUGGUUAUUCAUUGAUGUUUUUGCAGAUUUUUUGAAUAAUUCAUAUUGACCCAACUGUGAAAAACUCGGCGCCUCGGUGGGAUUCGAACCCACGCAGUAAGGGGAAGGCUUUAGCGCAGCCAACGCUCUAACCACCUGAGCUACGAGGCCCCGCCGGACGACGCGAGAUUAAUCACAUUGUGUAUUUGUCUGUCCAUCCGUCUACUCUGUUGGCGCUGUUUCUCUUCCACGUGUAGGCACUCUUUCCUUUCUGUUCAGCAGCACGUACGCUGGUUUUCUUCAGCCCCUGCCACACCUGUCUUUGUGCAGUUGGCGGCAACAAAUUUUCUUGCACGCGGACUUUGUACUGGUUUGGUUGAUAAGACCCUUUGUCCACUUGUCGAUGCAAAAAUCUUGCCGGUUUCUGAAAGCUGUGGCGAUCGCGGUGUUAUCUACUGCAGUGAACAGUUCCGCCCAAUGGUGAGUUAAUAAAGGGCUGGGCACGGUCGCAGUCCGCGUUUAAGAGAAAGGGAUGAUGUGAGGUUGAUUGUUGCAGCAGUCGGUCAAUCCGCCGCGCACAAAUGCUCCCCAGGGCUGAGUACGAAGCGCUCCUUACUGGCUUCUACUACUGCUGCUACUAGUACUACUACUACUACUACUACUAAUAUUACCACUACUACUACUACCACUACUACUACAACUACUACUACUGCAACUACUACCACUACAACUACUACUGCCGCUACUGAUGGCAGUAAUGCUACUGUUGCCGCUGCUGCUACUACUGCUGUUACUACUACUGCUGCUGCUACUACUAAUAUUACUACUACUACUACUACUACUACUACUACUACUACUACUACUACUACUACUACUACUACUACUACUACUACUACUGCAAAUACCGCAGUGUGGCACGCGCGGACGGAGUAUUUGGCCAUGUUAAUUACUCAGCCUGUGCCCACGUCUAACCGUAUUUACUCUGUCUCGUUAUUGGAGCACGAGGAAUGUGGAGGGGGAUGGCGAGACGGAUGCAACUCGAGUCUACUUCACCAUAAACGAAUCCACGAGCAAGUGGCUGCUGCCGCGUCCCCCAUGCGUGGCAGAGCUGAACGCCGUCGCCUAUGGCGGUCGAACUGUCUCGUACGUUUUCCCACUAUCAAAAUGAGCUCAAAAGAAGACUGAUACUUAUUUCCACAUGAACCACUGCGUACAUUUGCGGCCACUUAUUUUCUAGCCUGAUUCGUCUACAAAAUGAUCAAACGGGAGUCCACCCUGCUACCACUACCAUUACAACAACUACUACUGCCGCUACUAAUGGUAGUACUGCUACUGCUGUCGCUACUACUACUACUACUACUACUACUACUACUACUACUACUACUACUACUACUACUACUGCUGCUGCUGCUGCUGCUGCUGCUGCUGCUGUUACUACUACUACUACUACUACUACUACUACUACUACUACUACUACUACUACUACUACUACUACUACUACUACCAUAAGCAUAAAAAUGGGCCCAAAAGAAAACUGACACUUACUUCCACAUGAGCCACUGCAUAUAUAUGUGGCCACUAAGUUUCUAGCCUGAUUCGUUUAAAAAGUGAUCACACGGAAGACCACCCCAAGCAAACGUAGUAAAACGCAUUCUGAAUUUUUAUCUCUUUUUCAAACAUGCUAGUGUUGUAGCACGAAAUAGGAAAUUUUUACUAAGUCUCCGGCAUUUAAGUAUUAACUGAAUACAAAAUGGCUAAGAGUGCCUCAGGUAAGGAUAGGUUGUGCCGCCCCACUGGGCUAAAUAUGUACAACUAACUACUAUAUUUGCUUUAGUAAGCCCUGUUCCGUCUAUCGCCUCAUAGCUAAAGGAAGUCGCCCUCUGAGUUUUGCCUAGUACACUGAUACAACCACGUGAAGUGAGUCGAUCCAGUAUGAUCUUUUCAAGUGAUACAUUGUAUGGCAUGAGGCAGCCUUCUGCUCUCGCCCCCCCCCCCAUCCGUAAGCCGUAUCUUUCAAGAGGGUGGCUAUAAAUUCUUGUGUCAUGUCGAUACUCACCAUAAAACGCGUGUUGUAAGGAUCGUUGGCCGCGUUUUGGUUUACUUUGCAUCAAUUAGAGCACAACCGCUCUGCUUCCACAACAUCUCAAAGCGAUAUCUGUCGUCGGGCCGUUGCCAAAGUGAAACGCGAACCACGCAAAUCACAGCUACGCCCCGUCCGCAACGCCCACGCUCAACCGCUUCCAACGUGUCCUCGGAGUCAACGGACAUUCCGGGAACGAAUUGGACUCAUUGGACGCCUUCGGACCAACUGCACCUCCCAUACCGUACCAACCGCCGUCCAUCCGCUCGCCUCUUCCUCGUCCUCUCCGCCGCCAACUACCUCUUACAAUUCUUCUGAACCACCACUUCCGUCGUCGUCGUCGUCGUCGUCGUCCUCGUCCUCCUCCUCCUCCUCCUCCUCCUCCUCCUCCUCCUCCUCCUCCUCAUCAUCAUCAUCAUCAUCAUCAUCCCCCCCCUGCUUUUCCCAAUCAUCUUCCCCCUCAUCCUCCUGCCCCACUGCACCAACCAUGGCCGCUCUGGUGACCGCCACACACAGCAGCAUCACACACAUCCAUGACGCAAAAACAGACGCCAUCCCUCCAACCUCUGACUCCAGGGGUGAGGAUCAGGACUACACCUGCCCUCACUGCGAUCGCACCUUCACCUCACGCACCGGCCUGGUUAGUCACUUGCCAAUCCAUCUCUCAGAGAGUGGCGAACCAGUGCCAGGAGCACCAACCUACACCCACCACACCCGCCUCCACUGCCCACACUGCCCUCCCACCUUCACGCAUCGCAUGGGCUUAUUCGGCCACAUGCGCAUUCACGAGAGCGGAAUUGACCACCCUCCCGACUCACCCACCACGCCAAACCCCAUCCCCACUUCAUCAGCCUUUGCGCCCAUCACCGUUAUCGCAACUGACACCGACACCACCGAGUUCGCCUGCCCACACUGUCCACGCACAUUCACCUCUCGCCUCGGCCUGGUCGGUCACUUGCGAAUCCAUCGCACAGAGACUGGCGAACCAGUGCCUGGAGCACCAACCUAUACCCACCAAGCUCACCUCCACUGCCCACACUGCCCUUGCACUUUCAGGCAUCGCAUGGGCCUAUUCGGCCACAUGCGCAUCCACGACGACCUGCGGUAG